AUGGAGGAAAGUUGCGCGGAGGCGAUUGUGAUUGACUCUGACGAAGAGGGGGGCGACACCGCUGGGGAGAAUGGAAAGGCUUCAGCCUGUUUACUAGGCGAUGCGGCGGAGGAGACCGGGAGAGGCGGCAGCGCGGCGGUAGGCGGAGAUCUCCUAGAGUUCGAAGAGGAGGAAAGACAAAGCGCGAACGCGAAAGGAGAGUGCAACGGAGAUUUCGGGCUGGACGACGCGGAUUUCGCACUCGUGGCAGACGAUGCACCGCUCAAGUGGAUCUCCGAGGAGAAUAAAGACUCCGAGGCCCCGCUGUCAUCGGCUUCUCGUCGAUUUUACGUCUGGAAAGAAGAUGAAAGACGCUUCGAAGAGAUCCUCCAUCCUACAGAGGAGCAUGUGACGCUCGCGCGCCGCCGCCUGCAGCUCUUGACCGCUUCAUCCGCCUCGUCUGGCGCUGCUGUCUCGCCCUCGCAUGCGCCGCUCCAGCCCCAGUCUUCCCCUUCUUCGUCUCCCCUUUCUGCGGCGGACUCGGCGCCGAGUUCCCCGUUCGUCGUCGCCGUUCCGAGCGUCGGUGCGCGCGUCCGUGGCGUGCCUUCCUGGCUGUGUGUUCCCCCCGACGUACGCACGCGAGAGGCGCUCAACUCGCUGUGGACGAUAGUUGUGCGCGACGCGCAAAACUCGCAGUCGCCCUCCGAGAGACACGCCGAUCGCCCUCCUCCCGCGUCGUCGUCGUCGUCGUCUUCGUCUGCUUCUGAAGCCGCCACGCCUCCACCCAGUGCCUCGUCUCCCGCACCGCCUCCUUCUGCCGCGUCGCCCGCCCAGGCCGACCUGCAUGCGCUUUAUCCUUCGUGGCUGUUUCUGACUCGAGACUUCUCGCCUGCGCCCGAGCAGAUUGCCGCCCUCUGGCGCCGCGUCCGCGCCGACGUCGCCUCCUUCGUGGCGCAGAAGCGGGAUGCGAAGACGCAGCGCGAGCGAGCGCAGAGAAAGGGUAGUCGCCCCAGCGCCGUGUGCGCCGCGCGAGACGAGGCGGAAGACGAGCUGCUGCCGGCUGUGCUUCUCGAAGAGACGCGCGAGCGAGAGAGGCGAAACGGCGACCUGCCGGACCGCUCAGCGUCGGCGUCCCCUCCCUCGGGCGCUCCCCCCUCGGCUCUGCUGCAGCGACCAGUCAAGAGGGAAGCGGCCAAGCAGACCUCGUCGUCCUUCGUCGCGGAGCUGCUCCGGAAAGCGCGGCCUUCGCAUCCGCCGCACGCGUCUGCAAAGGCGCCUCCCACCUCCCACUCGGCUCCAUCGAUCGUGUCUUCUGCUUUCUCACCGGCUUCUUCUGAGCCGGGAAACCUGGUCGGCGCUCAGGGCGCGUCCAAGAAAGCGCCGCCGCCCGCACUCUCUCUCUCGAGAAAGGCCCUCGGCGUGCACACAGCCGACGUGUUGGGCGAUCGGCUGACCCGCCGCGGGCGCGAGGGCGACGGCGAGCAGGACGGGGUGGACGCGGCUGGUCACCCGAGGAAGAAGCAGACGCCUGACGGUCCGGUGAAGACCUUAUUCGGCGCGGCCGCGGGCGCGCGGCUCGUACCGGAGGCGAGGCGCGGCGCGCGGCUUCCUCUCGCCUCCGCGAAGCACGUCGCGCCGGUGAGGACUCCGAGCUUUCCUUCCGGCGGAAAGCCGGUGGAGCGCCGCCCAGACGCGAAAGAAGAGAGAGACGGAGAGCCACACGCGCCAGGCGGGGCUGCGAAGCGCAGCAGGCACGCGUACACCCCUCUCGCGGAGCGACUCAGACCCGAGACGCUCGAUGAGUUCGUCGGACAGCACGGAAGCAUUCAGGGCGGUCGCGGCACGAUUCGCGAGCUAAUUGAGGCGGGACAUCUGCCGUCGCUGAUCCUCUGGGGCCCGCCAGGCUGCGGGAAGACGACCGUGGCGCUCCUGGCGGGGCGGUGUGCCGGGCGGAAGGCGCGCGCGUCGGCUGCGUCCGGCUCUUCGUCCUCGUCGUCUUCUGUGCCUCCGCCCGUCUUCAAGAAGAUGUCUGCGGUUACCUGCGGGGUGAACGACGUGCGGCAGGUCGUCCGUGAAGCCUUGACGACUCGAGCGACGACGGCGCAGAAGACGAUUCUCUUUCUCGACGAGAUUCACCGCUUCAACAAGGCCCAGCAGGACGCUCUCUUGCCUCACGUCGAGAGUGGAACGAUCAUUCUCAUCGGCGCGACAACCGAAAAUCCGUCGUUUGAAGUGAACCGCGCGCUUCUUUCUCGUUGCCGUGUGUGCAAGCUCGAGCCUCUCUCUGAGGAAGACCUAAAAAUUAUUCUGCAGCGUGCGGCGAAAGAGGAGAGGGUCGUCAUCACCGACGACGCGGUCGCCGUCCUCUGCAGACUGGCGGACGGAGAUGCGCGCCGUGCACUGAACAUGCUGGAGAACGCCGUCCAUCACCAGAGAGCCGCGACCGACGCGCUGACGCCUCCGGUCGCGUCUCCCUCUACAGGCCGCGCGUCUCCUCUCUCUGCGCAGCUUCCUGAUACCCCCGUUGAGCAGGCUGAAGAGGCGCCGAGCGAGGCGGCGCGCAAGCAGCUCCUGAUAGACGUGACUUCUUUAGAGAGUGCCGCGACCAAGUCGCAUCUUCUUUACGACAAAAACCGAGACACGUACUACGACCUCAUUUCGGCGCUCCACAAGAGCGUUCGCGGAAGCGAUGAACACGCGGCUGUGUACUACCUGACGCGGAUGCUGGAGGCCGGCGAAGAUCCUCUCAAAAUCGCGAGGCGCAUCGUUCGCAUGGCUUCAGAGGACAUCGGCUUGGCGAAUCCCUCUGCGCUGCCGCUCUGCGUCUCCGCGUACCAAGCCUCGCACUUCACGGGGAUGCCUGAGUGCUCAACCGCGCUCGCCAUGGCGGUCAUUUACCUCUGCAAAUGCCCGAAAUCCAACGCUGUCGACGUCGCGUACGCGAACGCGAAGAAAAUCAUCCACGAACACCCCGACGCGGCAGUGCCUUUGCACAUCCGUAACGCGCCGACGAGUCUCAUGCGACAACUCGGGUACGCGACGGGGUACGUCUUCACCAACCAGCCGCUCGCGACCCCGCCUCAUCUGCAGCCGCCAGAGUUCAGGGCGCAGACGUACCUCCCAGACGUCCUCCUUGGCACGAAGAUCGUCCCAGACAUCACGCCGCCGAGACAAAACAAAGGCGCGUAG
Molecule: messenger RNA, 3168 nt
Organism: Besnoitia besnoiti
Lineage: Eukaryota; Apicomplexa; Conoidasida; Eucoccidiorida; Sarcocystidae
Product: putative werner helicase interacting protein 1
Exons: 13
Coding region: 1-3168 (1055 amino acids)
Biological process (GO): DNA-templated DNA replication; regulation of DNA repair
Cellular component (GO): nucleus
Molecular function (GO): single-stranded DNA helicase activity; DNA binding; ATP hydrolysis activity
Source: RefSeq, a predicted model, not a curated record